AUGGUGUCGUUAUCAGUAACUGAGCUCAUCGCUCGUUGCGCCAAACAUGUUCUUAGGCAAUAUCUGAAUUCUCUGCCACAGGAGCAACUUGGUUGCGCUAUCUCUCAUCUCCUCAAUGCUGUUUUCGGUAAUUUAUCUUUCGAUCAUUCAUAUGGAAUGAAUGGUGACAGAAAUACGAAGAGAAGUAGUAAGAAGUCAAAGAAGGCAUUCGCUAGCGGAGAAUGGGUUGCUGUGAAUACAAAAGAGUUCUGGAGUGCGCUUUGCCAAGAAUCCAAGAAUUAUUACGCUUUUGAUCUCAAGGCUGACUGUAUCGAUUCGGUUGUGGAACAGUAUGGUAUACAGAAAGUGUCGCUGCUUCGUCGUCUUUGUACUACACUGGGAAUUCAGCUAUUUAGCAGAGACUACCAGCUAGACGCAAGUUCGACCAGAACUCGACAACCGUUUACGGAAGAUGACAUACUAAAUUUAAUACCGGUCACGAAACACAGACAGCCUUGCGCUACUGACGCCAAGAAACUGUUUGCUCGGGGGCAGCAAGCUAUGCAAGUUGGACAUUUGCGUGAAGCUUACGAGUGUAUAGCUGAAUCUGUGGGUUCAUAA
Messenger RNA from Strongylus vulgaris, 600 nucleotides. The record is from the annotation of a GenBank genome assembly. NCBI's taxonomy places the organism in Eukaryota, Metazoa, Nematoda, Chromadorea, Rhabditida, Strongylidae.